This is a messenger RNA of Bradysia coprophila, 1027 nucleotides long. Its product is annotated as bombyxin F-1-like. Lineage: Eukaryota; Metazoa; Arthropoda; Insecta; Diptera; Sciaridae. Gene Ontology annotation, molecular function: hormone activity. The record is from RefSeq and is a predicted model, not a curated record. Gene Ontology annotation, cellular component: extracellular region.
CUAUGACCAUAGACGAGAGAGCGUGUGUUUAAAAAGACGACAGAAUAUAUAAGUAUAUAAAAAGCGAAUAGAACGCGGCUGGGAUAUUUUUGUUUUUCCUAUAACAUUGAUCCAAUAUGAAUACGAUAAGUGUUUUAAUUUUUUUGGUGAUUCGUUCUUGCUGUUGUUAGAAACAGUUGCACUUGAAGAGUGAACUCAAACGGACUGAAAUAUGUAAUUGAUUAAGAUUUUGUUGUAUAUUGAGUGAGAUGUAUAUUGUUGCGUUGCUAAUACUGUGUUUGUUCUAAAAUAAAUUUUGAAGGAAUAGAAAAACGGAAAAUUCGUUUUAAAUUUUACUGAACAUUUUUGCCAAAAAAAAACUUUUUUCGGACGAAAAGUAAACUUUCUUUUUCGUCCUCUUUUUUGAAAUUUAAAUUUUUAAGACUUUGUCACUUUAAAUCGUUUUAUUAGUUUCUUAUUAAUAAGUGUGAAUGUGUAAUCUGGUUCGAAGAAUUAGAAGGAGUCGGAAAAACACCAAAGUGAAAUUAAUUUUUUGGAUCUAUAACAUAUUAGAGUUCUUACCAAGAUGUCUUCUAUAAAAUCAAUACUACUGGGUGCAGUGCUAUUCUUCGAAAUCAUACUAUUAGUCUCAGCCGAAAAUACUGGUGAACGAAGGCGAUUCUGCGGACAACAUUUAACAGAGACUUUACAGUUCUUCUGCCGUCACAGAUAUGCAUCACCAACAAUGACCGAAAAGCGAUCAGACGAAAUUGUAGACGAGGCAUAUGCAAACGAUGAGCCACUAGCUGAUAGUUCGCCAUUUUCGUACGAGUCAUUGCCAUUUUUGGCUAAUUUUGGAUCGGCAGCAGCAUUACGUGCGCCGUCGCGUGUACGUCGUGAUUAUUGGUACCUUCAACGUGGCGUCGCUGACGAAUGUUGCCGUAAACCGUGUACCGUACAACAAUUGAAGCGCUAUUGCUACUAAAUGUUGUGUGUUCAUGUCGUAUACAGUGAACGGAAAUUAUCUCUAAAUUUUAUUAAUUAAAAA